This is a messenger RNA of Aegilops tauschii subsp. strangulata, 1103 nucleotides long. Its product is annotated as outer envelope pore protein 24, chloroplastic. Gene Ontology annotation, molecular function: voltage-gated monoatomic cation channel activity. Lineage: Eukaryota; Viridiplantae; Streptophyta; Magnoliopsida; Poales; Poaceae. The record is from RefSeq and is a predicted model, not a curated record. Gene Ontology annotation, biological process: regulation of monoatomic ion transmembrane transport.
UGAUAAGGGACGGGACGGGGGUUGUUGGGUCCAACCUCCAAGCACUAGCACCAGUUCCACCACCAGCUGCGGCGGCUGCGGCGGCGGAGACUCCGAGGAAGGAAGCAACCGGAGAAGCCGGGAUGAAGGCGACGGUGAAGGGCCGCUACGAGGGCGACAAGGCCACCGCGGCCGCCACGGUCGCGCUCGCCGCCGCCGGCGACCUCCGCCUCCGCGCCUCCGCCACCGACGCCGCCUUCGCCGCCGGCCCCUCCCUCGACGGCCUCACCCUCACCCUUGAGAAGCCCGGCGCCUUCCUCCUCGACCUCAAGCCCCACAACCAGGAUGUGCGCUUCCAGUUCAUGAACUCGGCGACGGUGCUCGACAAGCGGGUCAGCCUCACCUACACGCACUCCACCUCCCUCGCGCCCGCCGCGCCCAAGCCGGCCAUCCCGGCCCCGGCCGCCGGCGCCGCGCCGGCCCCGCCCCCCGCGCCCAGGGGCCCGCCUCCCGGCCGCACGGCGCUCGACCUCUCCAUCGCCUUCGACCCCGCCAACAAGGUCAGCGUCUCCCACGCGCUCGGCGGGGGCGGCUGCCGGGUCAAGUACACCUACGCGCACGGCGCCGGCCGCCUCACCACCAUCGAGCCCGUCUACGACACCGCCAAGAACGCCUGGGAGUUCGCCGUCGCCAGGAAGUUCGACGCCGGGGACACCGUCAGGGGCACCUACCAGGCCUCCACCAAGCAGCUCGGGCUCGAGUGGACCAGGAGCUCCAGCAUCGGCGGCUCCUUCAAGGUCGCGACGACGUUCGAUCUGUCCGAUCAAAGCAAAGCACCGAAGCUCGUAGCGGAGAGCACGUGGAACUAUGAGAUCUGAUCGCCUCCACCUCCUCCUGCCAGCGAGCAAGCGGGCAGCUCCUGCUCAUAGAGCAGCACCAUGUGUCAUCAUACUGUCUACUACAACUCAACAGGCAGACUGCCCCUCUCUGGGUGCACCAUUAUUCGAAUACUAUUACCGCUAUCCAUUUUUUGCUUGUCGUGUGACAUCUGAGUCGUCGCUGGCGAUGCUAUGACAUGAGAAAUGAGGUUUAAGUUAAAUGUCUUGUGCUGAGAAUUUCACGAA